Molecule: messenger RNA, 1272 nt
Organism: Elephantulus edwardii (Cape elephant shrew)
Lineage: Eukaryota; Metazoa; Chordata; Mammalia; Macroscelidea; Macroscelididae
Gene: NFATC2IP
Product: nuclear factor of activated T-cells, cytoplasmic, calcineurin-dependent 2 interacting protein
Exons: 8
Coding region: 1-1272 (423 amino acids)
Biological process (GO): positive regulation of transcription by RNA polymerase II; cytokine production
Molecular function (GO): protein binding
Source: RefSeq, a predicted model, not a curated record
AUGGCGGAACGUCUGAGGAAACGGGGUCGGUCUUCCCGAGGUGGCUGUGUGGGUCGGGGUGCCCGGGCUUCCCGGGGUGCUCGGAGUGCCCGGGGCGCUCGAGGCCAUCGGGGUAGACGUUCUCAAGUUCAGCAGCCUCCCACCCUGGAUUCGGACUUUGUGGAUUUGAUCAGCGACAGCGAUGAGGAUGUCCUGGAAGUCGAACCCGAGCGCGGGACCGCGGACCCGGCGGAGUCCCCGCUCCCCGUGUCCCCCGUGCCGGCCGCGCCCCGGGACGACAGCGACAGCGACAGCGACGGGGCGGGAGCGCCAUCCGAAGGGACCGCGCGGAUCGCGGUCAGGCGGCGGCCGCGGCUGCUGGAUCCGGCGGAGGCCCCGGUGGUUCCCGUGUACUCGGAGAAGGUGAAAAGCAGUCUCCGCCUCCUCCCAGCUCACAUGCCCCUCCUGAAAUGCUGCCCCCCAGAAGCUGAGGAAGAUAUGGAAAUAGCAGAUUCUAACAAUUCCCAACCUAAGGACCCCUCAUCCCCAGAUAGUCCUUGGAAAAAGAAGCUGAGGCGUAAAGUUGGAGAAGAGGAGAAGGUGUAUAUGUUCCAGGACGUGUCUCCUCUGCCCCCACCUCCACCAAGGACCAAAAGCAGGAAGCAUUCAAGGGCACUCCAGAAGUUAAGGGAAGUGAACAAGCGCCUCAAAGAUCUUCGUUCGUGCCUGAGUCCCAAAGAGCGCCGGGGUCAAAAAUGCCAGGGUCAGGAGGAAGAUGAUGUGGUCCUGGUGGAGGGCCCCGUCCUCCCAGAUAGCCCUCGGCUCUUACCACUCAAAAUUCGGUGCCGGGCUGACCUGGUCAGAUUGCCUGUCCAAAUGUCGGAACCCCUAAAGAGCGUGGUGGACCACAUGGCUUCCCACGUUGGGGUAUCUCCUGGCAGGAUCCUCUUGCUUCUUGGAGAGACAGAGCUGUCCCCUACUGCCACCCCAAGGACCCUGAAGCUUGGAGUGGCUGACAUCAUUGACUGUGUGGUGCUAGCAAGUUCUCCAGAGAGUGAAGAGACAGCUCAGCAACUCCAGCUGCGGGUGCAGGGGAAGGAGAAACAUCAGACAAUGGAAGUGUCCCUGUCCCCGGAUUCUCCCCUCAAAAUCCUCAUGGCUCGCUACGAGGAGGCCAUGGGGCUCUCGGGAUGCCAGCUUGCUUUCUUCUUUGAUGGAAUGAAGCUUUCAGGCAAGGAGUUGCCAGCCGAUCUGGGUAUGGAAUCCGGGGACCUCAUUGAGGUCUGGGGCUGA